AUGGCGGUGUAUAUUCCGGACGAUUUGGAAUCACAGCCUGACGAUCCAGCACCGCAGUUCCUCACUGAUAAGCAAACGCCGUCAGCUAUGGAGAAAUCGCCAAGCUUUACAACAAAAUUUGUGGAGAAAAUCAAAAACCAUCGGGAUUACAGUUGUGUUGAUUUAAAACGUUGCUCAAAAUGCGAUACGGUGGAGUCAGCAAUUUCUCGUGAAACUCAAACAGUUGAGCAGCAACCGCCGUGGCCUAAAAUUGUCGAUAUGCCUGCCCGAUGCGUUACAGAUACAUAUCAUCUUGAACAGAUCAUCUAA
Gongylonema pulchrum is the source of this 309-nucleotide messenger RNA. Lineage: Eukaryota; Metazoa; Nematoda; Chromadorea; Rhabditida; Gongylonematidae. The record is from the annotation of a GenBank genome assembly.